ACAUCAAUUUCUCUAUUUCCUAAAACAAGAUAAACUACUUUAUUGCUCUUCAUUAUUUGUACUACUAGUACUACUCCUCAACUAUCCUCAUCUCAUCUCAAUCUCUAUCCUUGGCCUCUCUGUGAUUCUGUAAACAAAUAACUUAUUCUUCGAUGGCUACUAAUCGCUGGCUCAGGCCCGAGGUAUAUCCACUGUUUGCUGCGGUUGGAGUUGCAAUUGGAAUCUGUGGGCUUCAGUUGGUUCGUAAUAUGCGUAUCAACCCUGAAGUCAGGGUAAACAAGGUGAAAAGAGCUGCUGGCAUUUUGGAGAACUUUGAAGAGGGAGAAAAAUAUUCUGAACAUGCCAUCAGAAAGUUUGCUCGUAACAGGCCACCAGAAAUUUUCCCUAACCUCAAUAGGUUCUUCAGUGACCCUCAAAAGAAUUAAUUGCACCUGUAUCUGGGUUGGAAUAAAGUUAUGCAACUUCACCCUUAUCACGGCAAUGUGUAAUGUAAUGUGAUCUUGACUAUAAUCUGCUGUGUUGGCCGCCUUGCAGUAUCGAUGUGUCUUGUAAAAUUUGUUGGUGACUCCUCUGUUGCAGUUUGUAUUGAGACUCAUAUGUUGAAUGUUCAAAUGGUUUUUCUGAAUGAAA
Messenger RNA from Capsicum annuum, 630 nucleotides. RefSeq lists its product as uncharacterized. The transcript is spliced from 3 exons. The coding region runs from base 153 to 425 and encodes 90 amino acids. The record is from RefSeq and is a predicted model, not a curated record. Lineage: Eukaryota; Viridiplantae; Streptophyta; Magnoliopsida; Solanales; Solanaceae.